Notolabrus celidotus (New Zealand spotty) is the source of this 2505-nucleotide messenger RNA. RefSeq names its product acid phosphatase 6, lysophosphatidic (gene acp6). NCBI's taxonomy places the organism in Eukaryota, Metazoa, Chordata, Actinopteri, Labriformes, Labridae. The transcript is spliced from 12 exons. Bases 317 to 1585 code for a protein of 422 amino acids. The record is from RefSeq and is a predicted model, not a curated record. Gene Ontology annotation, molecular function: phosphatase activity. Gene Ontology annotation, biological process: dephosphorylation.
GUGAAUGCUGGGGUGUUAUGGGUAAUGUAGUCUUCUCUCGUUAGCUUUCACCUUUACUUUCAUUGUAGAGCAGCGUGUGCUCCUACAGUUCCCAACAUGUCCCUGAAAGUGUGACAGUCGCAAGAGUUGCCAUAUGACAAGUGAAUGUAUCAUUUACUUACCGCUUUGAACAUUUUAUGAAGAGUAGCAGAGGGACUUGAUUCCGGAGACUGCGACCUCUAUUUUAUCUCAGCUAGAGUCAGUUACUGCUGCUGCUGUUGAUCAUCAUCAGUGUCACUUGAUUUAACUGGAAUUUAUAUGUGAAAGCAGCACCACCAUGAGAUACCUCUGGCCCAAAGUGUGUGUUUUCGGUUCGGCAGCUUUUGGUUCUCUUCUGUGGUCACAGAAGAAGACCGAAUCAGACCACGCUGAAUCCACUUGCUCCUCUGCUGACACAGAUCAGAGCUCUCCUUAUGAGCUGAAAUUGGUCCAAGUCUUGUUCCGUCAUGGUGCCCGAACACCUCUGAAGUCCAUACCUGAUGUGAUCGAGGCCCAGUGGGUCCCGACACUAUUGGAGCCUCCUGCACACUGCCACAUUAACUAUGUGGUGACAGAUCUUCGUGGUGGCCCCAAGCCCCCAGCUCCUGUAGAAGACAGCUAUCGGAAGAACAUACUGACCGGUGGCACGUUCCCCGGUCAGCUGACCACAGUGGGCAUGCAGCAGCUGUAUGAACUGGGCAAGAGGCUGAGGAGGAGAUACAUUGAGGAGACCCACUUCCUCAGCUCCACCUUUAGCCCAGCAGAGGUCUAUGUGCGCUCCACUAACAUUGUGAGGACCAUUGAAUCUGCCAAAUGCCUGGUAGCAGGGCUCUUCCAGCAAAAACAAAAAGACCCUGUGCCAAUAUUAACAACAGAGGCAGAAUCUGAAAUCCUGUAUCCUAACUACCAUGGGUGCAAGCUGCUCAAAAUUCUCGGCAGCCACCGCUGGGCAGAGUCAUCCACUCUGCCAGACAUUGCAGCGGACCUGCAGAGCAUCCAGAGCGCGCUGGGCAUCGCCGCUCACCAGAACAUCGACUUCAUCCUCAUUAGGGACGACAUGGUCGCCAGAGAGACGCACGGUUUGCCCUGCCCCCCAGUGCUGGACAGCUGGAGGAAUAAAGUGGAGCAGAGAGCUGUGGACAUGAUCUGCCAUGUGUAUGAACCCAGCAAGAGGGAGAAUUUGCAGCUGUGUGUGGGCCCCCUCCUGCACACAUUGUUGGCCAACAUUGAUGAGAAACUUCAGGGCACCUCAUCAGAGCCGGACAGAAAGUUGUUCUUGUACUCUGCACAUGACACCACUUUGAUUCCCUGUCUGAUGGCUCUGGGGGUUUUUGACAUGCAAUGGCCACCUUACGCCGCUGACAUCACCCUGGAGCUACACAAACACCGGCAAACUAACCAGGCUUUCGUUAAAGUGUCAUACAUAGGCCAGGAUCUACUCGUCUCUGGCUGCAGUGGAGUCUACUGCCCCCUUGAGGAGUUCAAACAGGCUCUCUCAGGAUACUCACUGAGCUCUGAACUCUACAAGUCACUCUGUGACAACACAGAAGGCCUGAUCAAACCCUGAGCCUGCAAGAAGAAAAGCAUUACACUAACAGUAAUAAUCGUGCAUCAUGUUUUUCCAUCCUCACUUUGCACUCCAUCCAGCCACCAUCAGUCAUUAUACCUCACUGUCGGACUCAAGCAGGGGAAGCUGUUUCACGCACACGUCCUGGAUUACAGCCUGUUUUUAAACAUCUUUUAGUUUACAUCACUUUUGUUUUGUGAUUCCAAAUCCUCAUACAUCAUGCUAAUAAAAUGUUACAUAUAGACGAGUUAAUUUAUUGUUUACUGCAUAUUGAAGUGUGUUUUAAAUGAUUUUCUAUACACCUUUUGCUUUAAGUUAGAUGCUUUGUAGGGAUAAAUGAGCCAGGUAAAUUUAAAGUAAGGCUCAAAUGUACUAAUGUGGUGAUAAUGACAUCAAUGAAGGCACAGUGGAAUAAAUUAUAUCAAGCAGGCGGUUCAUUUUGGUAAGAUACAUUUCUUCUGAUCUUAUCGCAACGUAUCUAUAAGUAUAUAUAUCAGAGCACUAAAUUAAAUGUUAGAUUAAAAGUUAAAAUACAUUUUAAAGCUCCACUAUGUGGCAUUAAUUCCUACAUCUGAUCACUUAUGCAUUUUAUUCUGCCAGUUUGGUUGUUUAUGAUCAACUGUCGCAGUCCUUUCAUUCCUCAGGGGAGUAAUUUUCAUUUCAUGUACUGUAUUUAAUGUUAACAAAUACAGGAAGUGGGUCAUACAUCAGUAAAUGUUUUCAUAACCAUGUGCAGAAAGGGGAUUAAUCGAUGUCUACUUUCAAGAGUGAAUUACUUCCCAUACAUGAGAAUAAAGACCUGAGUGUUACUGUGUUACAAUAACACACAUUGUAUCACAUCAGCAGGACUUGUCUUUCACUUGCUGCUUAUAAUGUUAUGGUUUGAUCUGGUGAGAAAAUAAAAAAGGAUUUUGAUCUUA